This is a messenger RNA of Coprinopsis cinerea okayama7#130, 1296 nucleotides long. RefSeq lists its product as hypothetical. Bases 1 to 1296 code for a protein of 431 amino acids. The record is from RefSeq and is a predicted model, not a curated record. The transcript has a single exon. NCBI's taxonomy places the organism in Eukaryota, Fungi, Basidiomycota, Agaricomycetes, Agaricales, Psathyrellaceae.
AUGACCAGCGGUUGGGAUUUCCUACGUGCUACACAACGCAAAAAGAAUACCAUUGGCAUCAAUGAUCUUCCUCCUGAUGUCCUUGGGGAAAUAUUCAUCCUCUGUGCUUUCGAGGAUGAAUUAUGGCCAUUCUUUGCGUUCGUUCCGGACUGGAUGGAUCGUGCGCCAAUAAAGUUGACUUACGUCUGUCGACUUUGGCGGUUCAUCUGCCUUUCGCUACCUACUCUGUGGGUGGUUACACCUUUCACGGUGCUUCCGCAUCCCUCUUGCACCAGUCUCUUGGGGAGGUACCUGGAUAGAUCAGGGAAAACGGGGCUGCAACUUGACAUCUCCGACUCAUCCAUGUCGAAAGCUAUUUUGCCGAUUGUGCUCCCUCAAUCUUAUCGCUGGAAAGCAGUAAUCCUUCCGGCAGAGGGCCCCUCUAUGGAAGAAUUUCUGUCCCUUCCACCCGAUUCUACGCCUUCCCUGGCUGCGAUCGCCGUCCGCACGACCUACCCGACAGUCACACAGACAACCCUAUCCUUAUUCACCUCCAAAAUCAACGACAUAUCUUCCCUCCGACAAAUCUCCCUCCACCUCAUUGACCACCCUGCCCCCCACAUAAAUCCGAACGUUCUUGAUUUGGACCCGAUCCCCUUCGAACGGAUGACACACGUCAAAUUAUGCGUGAAAAAUCUCAGCUCCAGAGAAGCAACCGACAUCCUCCAGCGAUGUACUUCAGCGGUGCAUGUAUCCAUCAUGAUGGUUCUCGAUCCCCCCGGCGUACAACCACCCGACCCCAAUUCAACACCACGGAUCGAACUUCCACAUCUGAAAUCGCUCACGGUUCAGUCCUCAACCGCGGUUGGUUCAAUACUAGGCCACUUCUCGUGCCCUUCUCUUCGCCGGCUCUAUAUCCGUGAUUUAAAGCCCUUUACGCCCUCCGACUAUGAUGAAGACGAACUCAACUUGACGAGUUUUCUGGACGGAACGAGCCUCGAGCAACUAAUUAUCUGCACCGGGCUACGACGUGUAACCUGGGAGUGGGCUUUGCGUUACGCUCGCCUUUGCCGUGAGCAGGUCGCCAAUCUCGAAAUUCGAGUAGUCCGUCCCCUGGGUCCGCGGGUCGAAUUGUUUUGCAGCGAACAGUACCGAUGUCCUGCCGCCAAAUGCGAACUGCCGCACGUGGGAUGGAGCUCGCGAAAAGGAGAGCACUUGGGGGCUCCCUUGCGAGUUACAGAAUGGGAAGAGCCGUUUUGGACUGUGUUCGAUCCACACGAGUCCCUGCAGUGGGAUGACUGGGGAACUCGAGCUUAG